Molecule: messenger RNA, 3882 nt
Organism: Trematomus bernacchii (emerald rockcod)
Lineage: Eukaryota; Metazoa; Chordata; Actinopteri; Perciformes; Nototheniidae
Exons: 3
Coding region: 2229-3251 (340 amino acids)
Biological process (GO): positive regulation of cytoplasmic translation
Cellular component (GO): cytoplasm
Molecular function (GO): mRNA binding; single-stranded RNA binding; zinc ion binding
Source: RefSeq, a predicted model, not a curated record
UUGUUGUGUUGUCAUGGCAGCGUGUGCAAUAACGUGUUGAAUAAACUGUCAACCUAAAUGUCAUAGUCCAUAGUCUAAAUAUAUACAACAACUCGCUCUGCGGUUAAAACAGACGGUGCAUGAAUGCCGUUUUGCGUGUCCAGGUGAUGCAGACAGGCUGGACCAGAGAGUGAGAGACAGAACUGGACUCCUCACAGCAGUGAACUUCAGCACAGACGCCCUGAUUGGGGACACCUGACGCCCUGAUUGAGGACACCUGAGGGCUGGCGGAGGAUUAAGAGGCCUGGGCCAGAGUCUUGAUCUCUCUCUCCCCGCAGAGGACCGGACCUCGGAGAGCAGCCACGUCGCCUAUGUUUUUUUGCUUUGCCUUUUUGUUUGUCUUCGGACACAUUAAGUUUUGCUAAAUAAAUACCUUUUUUACAUAUUCUUGUCCUUCCCACGCUUUUUGUUAUGGCUAAGAGCCAGGCCAUGACAGAUGGGGGCUCGUCCACUUCUUUUUAUCUGUGAUGCAGCAACGGAUAGGUAAGAUUUGUGUUGGGAGUUGAUGCGCGUGUAUAACAUUUGUUGGGAGCGCGUUUGCAGUGCGGCCGGUUUCUUUGUUUCGGCUCGUUGUGGGAAGGACAUUAGAUUUCAGAUCGUUGUUUGGGGACUGAUUUGAGUACUUUGUGAAACUUUGAUUUGUUUGGUAUUAUAUUUCGGGAGAGUGGUUGCUAGUUGUUCUUAGCCGUGGUCAGCUGUUUGUUUUGUUUUUCUCCUUUUUCUCUCGUGGGGGUUUGUUGGUGCGGAGCGGUGCGGAGUUUUCCCUGGCAGGUUAAGCGGCGGUUCCCUUGGGAUUGUUGAGCGGGGUGUGUAGUGUUGCGGAGAAAGUGGUUGAAGCUUCGGCUUGGGAGCAUGGCCGUGGUCACAGUAGUGUUGCUAGCUUGCUAGUCGCUUUGCUGGGCCAGCGGUCUCCGGUGCAUAAAUACCCACCACAAGUAACUGCAUGAAGACUAGGGAGGAGAUUAGUCAGUGGGAUGGUGAGUUAGUGGGGAAACUCCAAUCAGAACAUUAGUGUUGUUCCACUUUGGACGCAUCACGCAUAAUAAGCGUUGUGCUAUCUGUCCGGUUUGUUUUUGUGUUUUUUUUCUUUUUCUCAUCUCUCGGUUUAAAGGUCCGGUGUUGUGUUGUGUUGUGAGGGGUCGUUGGAAGUUAAUAUGGCUGACGUAGAGGCAUUUGUUGAAGCUCCGUCUCAGGAGUUGCUUAGCACUUUUUCAAAAGAGCAGCUGCUCUUAAUUGCUGAGCAUUUCUCUGUGUCUAUUGUCGGGGAUAGAAGGGUGAAAGAUAACAUAAAAGACUCUAUAGUGUCGACAUUAAGGGAGACGGGAGUUUUUGCUGCAAAGGAAGAGGGGGUUUUGUUAAAACCUCGUUUUCAGGCAAGUGCACUUUCUUUUGAGCAGCAGAGGGAAAUGUUGUUGUUGCAGCAGGAACACGAAAAAAUAAAGUGGGAACAUGACCGGGAACAUGACAAAAGGAAGUAUGUGUUGGGAAUUGAAAAGGAAAUCACAGUGGAGCGGAUGCGACAAGAAUCUGAGAAAGCCAAGAUAGAGUUGGAGGGACGUCGUCUGGCUAUUCUCAGAGAUGGCGCGUUGUCCGGUGAGGGGCAGGGUGAACAGGUGCCCAGGUCUCCUCAUCACUUUGAUGUUAAUAACCUGCGCUUGCUGCCUCACUUUAAUGAAGGUGAUCCCGACACGUUUUUUGUUGUUGUUUGAACGUGUAGCUAGGGCUAGAGAUUGGCCUGAUGCAGACUGCGCUCUGAUGCUUCAGUGUGUUCUCACAGGAAGAGCACAGUCUGCAUAUUCCUCUUUAUGUCUGGAAGAUAGCUCUAGCUAUAGUAAAAUAAAAUCAGCGGUGCUUAGAGCAUAUGAACUGGUGCCAGAGGCCUAUCGACAGCGUUUUAGGUCCUUUGAGCAAAAACAAGAUCAAACAUAUGUGGAGAUGGCGAGGGAUUUGUCUGUUCAUUUUAAGCGUUGGUUAACUGCUCUUGACGUCACUACUUUUGACGAUUUGUGUGAGCUCAUGACUUUGGAACAGUUCAAAAAUAUUCUUCCUGACAAGAUUGCUACUUACAUAACAGAACACAGGGUCACUUCUGCGGCUGAAGCUGCUGUGGCAGCUGAUGAGUUUGUGUUGCAGGUUCGGAGGGCGCUCUGGGGCCCUAGCUGUUUUUGAAGGAAGUAGAAAGGCUGUUGAUGUUGGUUCAUUUGGGAUGGAGCCAAGGAAAUUUGGGUUUGGUCAAAUCUGAGGUGGAUAAUGAUAUGUGCCACUACUGUCGUGAAAAAGGCCAUUGGAAGGCAGAAUGUCCUGCGCUUAGAGCAAAAUCUGAGGGAGGAAGAUAUUUUGUUGGGCCUGUUGCGUUAGCUGCUCCUGUGAAAAGCUGCUGUGUUGCCGAUGUGCUUACAUCCCACUUAUGUGGAUCUGAGGUUUUGGCAUCUUAUGCUCCAUUUAUACGAGACGGCUUGGUGUCAUUGGUAGGUAGUAAUGUCAGAGUUCCAAUCAAAAUCUUGCGAGACACAGGGGCUUUUGAUUCCUAUAUUGUUGACUCUGUUUUGCCUUUGUCUUAUGAAAGUGACACUGGUGACACUGUUCUGAGUUGGGGAAUGGGAUUAAAAGUUCUUCCUAUUCCUGUUCAUAGGAUGUAUAUUGACUGUGACCUUGUUAAAGGUGAAGUAGCUGUUGGUGUACGUCCAGCUUUGCCAAUCGAGGGGAUACACUUCAUCCUGGGCAACGGUUUGGCAGGUAGCAGAGUCUGGACUGAUGUUCCCCCUGCGUUUUUAGUCACUGGCGGCCCGAUUGAGUCAGGGUCUGAGGAGAGCUCUACAGUGUUGGCAGACGUCACGUCCUCUUGUGUGACCACUCGUGCUAUGGACAAAAAUAUGUUUGGAAACCAGAAGAUCAAGCAUUGUCCCACUAGUCAAAGUGGUCGUGGCGGCGGUGGCGUUGAUGGUGGUCGUGGUGGCGGCAGCGUUUAUGGUGGUCGUGGCGGCGGCAGCAGGGGUCGAGGAAGAGGCAAGGAAAUGUCCUGCUAUCGGUGUGGAGACCAAGGACACAUGGCUCGUGACUGUGGGUAUGCCAACGACCGGAAGUGCUAUUCCUGCGGUGGGCUUGGUCACAUCCAGAGACGGUGCAGUAGGGUGAAAUGUUACAGGUGUGGCGACAUUGGCCACGUUGCGGUGCAGUGCAGUAAACCCAGUGAAACUAACUGCUACAACUGAGGAAACAUGGGCCGUGACGGUAAUGUAUUGUCUGUCAUACUGUUCGAUAAAUCGUUCUCGCUCUGCCCAUCCUUUUAAAGUGUGCUUCUCAGGUAGCUUACCUGAGUUGCUAAAGAUGUGGCUGGGUGUUGGAGGAGCGUUUGGCAGUGUGAGGGUUGUAUGUUGCAAUUGGUGGUUUUGUUGGAGGUGGGGUGCAUUAUGUCUUGUGUUUUUUUUGUUCAUUACUGGUGUUUUUUGUUUUGUCAGGGUUGAGAUUGGUGUGCCGGUGGUCCUGGGGACACCGACUUUAAGGGGGGGGGUGUGACGACCCCUGCCUUGUUGUCUCCUGUGGUGUGCAUGGCCCUUUAAUGUUUCUCCUCUGCUUGAGACGCCCUGAUUGGGGACACCUGACGCCCUGAUUGAGGACACCUGAGGGCUGGCGGAGGAUUAAGAGGCCUGGGCCAGAGUCUUGAUCUCUCUCUCCCCGCAGAGAACCGGACCUUGGAGAGCAGCCACGUCGCCUAUGUUUUUUUGCUUUGCCUUUUUGUUUGUCUUCGGACACAUUAAGUUUUGCUAAAUAAAUACCUUUUUUACAUAUUCUUGUCCUUCCUACGCUUUUUGUUAUGGCUAAGAGCCAGGCCAUGACAGUAUU